Seriola aureovittata is the source of this 3390-nucleotide messenger RNA. RefSeq names its product TLR4 interactor with leucine-rich repeats (gene tril). NCBI's taxonomy places the organism in Eukaryota, Metazoa, Chordata, Actinopteri, Carangiformes, Carangidae. The transcript has a single exon. The coding region runs from base 312 to 2789 and encodes 825 amino acids. Gene Ontology annotation, molecular function: protein binding. The record is from RefSeq and is a predicted model, not a curated record.
CUCUACUUUUUUUUCUGCGGAACUCUGUAAUUCGCAGCAGAUGACCACUUGGGGGGAUGGAGGUUUUACUGGGGAGGUGAGCGUUUCCUCAGACAGCAUCAGAGCGGCACUGCACAAAUUAAUUUGCUCUAUACAAGAUGCUACUCAAUGAUGUCGCCGCGUGCUUGAUCAAUACAGCAUUUUUCUCUCCACCUUUCGCAGCAACAAGUGGAUUAUGGUCUCCAGCGUGAGUGAGGAGAGGGGCGACUGCACCUGAACAACACAAAGCGAAUGCGGCGUCAGUCUCUGGCUGUGCCAGCCGCGCUGUGGGAAUGGAUACCUUCAAUUUCCUGGCAGGACUAUGUUUUUUCCUGCUGUCGCUCAAUGGGUUCAUCUCUUCCUCGCCGGCGACAAGCUUUUGUCCCGACCGCUGCGACUGUCAGCACCCGCAGCACCUAAUGUGCACCAACCGCGGGUUGCGCACUUUGCCCAAACCCGCCAUGCGGGUGCCCGAGGAGGUGCUGAUCUUCAGCCUCGGGGGUAACUUCAUCAGUAACAUCUCUGCCUUCGACUUCACACGGUACAGUGGCCUUGUCAGGUUAAAUUUACAGUACAAUCAGAUACAAACUAUUCACCCCAAGGCAUUUGAGAAACUUUCCAAGCUAGAAGAGCUCUACUUGGGACAUAAUCUUUUAUCAAAUGUACCUACUGGGACUUUACAACCCCUGAAGAAAUUAACUAUUCUCUAUGGCAAUAAUAAUAACAUUAAGAAAAUCACACCGGAGCUCUUUGCCAACUUGGAUAAUCUCGUUAAACUGCGCCUAGAUGGCAACUCAAUAGAAGUUCUGCAGGACUCUGUUUUUAAAAGUUUGACCAGUCUACAUUAUCUCCAUCUGGAAUCCAACCAACUGCAGCAUAUUCACAGAAACGCUUUUUCUAAACUCGCCAACCUGCGCUUUCUAAACCUGGCCCACAACAAGCAGUCAGCCGUGCGCAAUGUCCUCACUUUUUCCCAACUCAAAGCUUUGACAACUUUGCUGCUGUCUGAAAAUGAAAUUCAAUACAUUGGGAACCAUGUCUUCCAAAAUCUGAAAAAGUUGUCCAAACUGUCCCUGAGCAACAACAGAAUCUCUCGUCUUGACAGCGGGGUUCUGAAGGGGCUGUCGAGCCUCAGAGAGCUCCUGAUUGACGGCAACGGACUGGAGGAAAUCCCCGCUGGUCUCCUCGACCCUCUGCAGCGCAUCGAGGAGCUCGACUUCAGCCGCAACCGGAUUUCCAACGUGGACUCUUUGGCUUUUUCGCAACUUAAACAUUUAAAGGUGCUGAGGCUGAAGAACAACUUUCUCACCAGCCUGUCUGGCGACAUUUUUGCCCUCAACAACGUGCUUUACGACCUGGAUCUCCAUGGCAACAACUGGACGUGCGACUGUCGCCUGGAGGAGCUGAAGAGAUGGAUGACUGCUGCACAUUCUCAGGGCAAAUUGUUGACUGUUUUUGUGCAAUGUCAUCACCCUGCAACUCUGAGGGGAAAAUAUCUGGACUAUGUGAACAGCUCCCAGCUGCAGCCCCUUGGGAACUGGACCCACUUGUGUAGUAGCCAAGCUGGGCCUGAGGAGAGCCGGGGAGGGGGUGUACUGGUAAAAGUGGAGGGGAAAGAGAUAACGGAUGCAAUAAAGCAGGAGGAAAACGGUGGAGAAGGCCAGGUGGAAGAGACACAAACUGUAUAUUUAAGGCAGGGAAACAUGGAUGAUGUCAUGGUGAGGAAAGAGGCAGAAAAAUGGAAAAGAGAGGGACAGGAAGAGGUGGGAAUCCAGGGAGACGAGGGGGGUCCAGAGGUGGGAGAACCCUCUUCCUCACUGGAAAGAAAGAAACCAAGGAAGGAGUCGCUCAGUCCAAGGUCACGGCCUGCCGUAGAGGCAGCUGGGAAACGUGCCAAAGGCAGACGGAGGUCGAAUGUAAUUUCUAGAACGGAUCCACCAGCCAUUUCCACACCAAGUCACAGAAACUCCACUGAUUCAAACACAGAGCUCACUGCAACUCCUUCUGCGCAGUCAGGAGAAAAGUUUGAUCUUCUGACGUCAGAUCAGGAGGAGGCCUUACCUGUAAUCACAGAUCCAUGCGUAUUCAACCGCCAUUUCAUCACCAAUGUUUCAGUGGAUCAAGUGACAUCUAGUACUGUCACCGUCUACUGGACUACAAGGGAUCAUCACCGCUACACACCAGGACCUGGGCCAGGCCUGGAUGAAGUCCACUACCGGAUUCUGUUUGACCGGUUUGGGGCUCCAGAGCGUUUCCCCCGUUAUGUUUAUGCCCGCGGUACAGCUCGCUCUGUAACCCUUCGAGAACUCAGCUCAGACUUAACCUACAUCGUCUGCGUGGAGGGAGUAGUCGGAGGAUCUGUCUGCCAAGUCGCCCCUCGUGACCACUGCGCAGGACUGAUCACGCUCCCCGAGGUGUUCAGUCGUGGGGGCACGCUGACCUCUGACCUCCAGCUGGUGACGGUGGCGACACUGGCCGGGAACGCUGUGCUGCUGCUCGUCAUUGGUGGAGUCUGGCUGGGGCGGAGCUUGAAGAGGAGGUUGCAGAGGAGGAAGUCGGCCGUGCACGUGCGCCACAUGUACUCCACCAGGCGGCCUUUUCGUCCCAAUGUGGCGACGGCCUCCGUGUCCACUGACUUCACCAGCUACCAGAGCAGUCGUCCAGCACGACUUGCACCGCUCGAGGAGGGGGAUCUCAUAGAGUUCCCUUGUGACCGCUUUCUGGACAGCAGUGCUCGCAGAGACAGUGACAUGCAGAGAUUCUCUGACUAGGACAAUAAAAUGUCUGAAAAUGUUGACACUGUGCAACAGAACAGUAUGUGAAUUGGUUUGUGCUGCAACCUUUAGUCAUGCCUUUAGAGUACAGAAAGAACUCUCAGUUGACACAGUGCAGUGUCGCAUUAAAAACAUUGGUGUGUUUGUGGCUAUGAACAAACCAAGUCAACAGCCCCACAAUUUUGAGCUCGGUUUUUUCAUUUGAACCACAAGAAAACUGUUUAAGUGACAACAGAACAGCUGAGCUCAUCGGGGCCUUUUCGGAAACCAGAGGAAGUCCAAUCCCUCUGACUUCCUCUUCUUGCUUUGUGUCCUUCCUUCUUUCAUUUCCGCGCACCUGUGAGUGUUUCUAAAUGUGUGAUUUGUUGUGAGCGCAAGUGUGUACGCAUGAAUGAUGGACCACUGAUUUCAACUAUGGUGCUAAUAUUGAGUUCACAGACAUCAUAUUGUCUCAUAUUUGUACAGUAUGUAAUGAUGGCUGCUGGUUGGCAGGAAAACAAAAAUCACUUGUUUUGUAUCACAUCUAUCAUGUUUUAUACUUUUAUAUGGAACUUUGUAUCAUUUUGCAUUACAUGAAGUAAAAUCCCCAACAAUGUGA